AUGCCACCUUCUUUGACCGCCCAUGCUUACCCUUCCGACGUUCUGGCCCUGAUUCUAGGUGGCCACACCACAGAAAUGAUCCGCCUCCUGCAAGGCUUUCCCUCUCACGCCCUCGAGCCCAUCCACUACGUCAUUGCCGCCACUGAUGCCAUGAGUCUUGGGCGCCUCCUCAAACACGAUCCGAAAAGUCAAGAGCAUCAGCGCGUCCUGCUCACCCCCCGGGCUCGCGAAGUUGGUCAGUCCUAUGUGACCAGCAUUGCCUCCACGCUCUACGCCCUGCUCUUUGCCAUCCUUCUCGUCUGGAAAACCCGACCCCAACUUCUCUUUAUUAAUGGGCCCGGUACCUGUAUUCCCCUCUGCCUUGCCGUGCUGGGCUUUCGAUUUCUUGGCCUGCUUGACACGCGCGUCAUCUACGUCGAAAGCAUAUGCCGCGUCGUGACGCUCUCCCUCACGGCCAAACUCCUACUGCCCUGGGCUGAGCACGAAAAGAGGAAGGAUAAAGCAUCAAGCAGCUUCACCGGCAAUCUGUCCGGGCGCGCUGUGGCCCAGGGUGGCUCGGCUGCUUCAGCAGAGGUUCCCAAACCAUGA
Messenger RNA from Monosiga brevicollis MX1, 588 nucleotides. RefSeq lists its product as uncharacterized. The record is from RefSeq and is a predicted model, not a curated record. The coding region runs from base 1 to 588 and encodes 195 amino acids. Gene Ontology annotation, biological process: dolichol-linked oligosaccharide biosynthetic process. The transcript has 5 exons. NCBI's taxonomy places the organism in Eukaryota, Choanoflagellata, Craspedida, Salpingoecidae. Gene Ontology annotation, cellular component: UDP-N-acetylglucosamine transferase complex.